AUGACCACUCACACAAUUCUUGUCCUCCGUGGUGAUGGGAUUGGCCUCGAAAUUACCGCAGAAGCCGUCAAAGUCCUCUCCGCUUUCUCUUUGAAAAAACGCACUUUUGACCUCCGCAGCGAGCUAAUCGAUGGCUGCAGCAUCGACACCGACGGCACCCCAAUAACAAAGACUGUCAUACAGGCAGCUCUAGACUCUGACGCGGUUCUAUUUGCCUCCGUGGGCGGGCCCAAGUGGGACGGUGUCCGACACGACCUAGAGGGUCCUGAGGGCGGACUUCUGCAGCUGCGAAAGGCGAUGAAUGUAUAUGGCAACCUGCGACCAUGCAUCUCGCUGUGUAAGGCGGUGACGAGAGAGUUUAGCCCGUUUAAGGAAGAAGUGGUGGAAGGUGUGGAGUUUUUGGUGUUGCGGGAGAAUUGUGGAGGGGGGGGGGGGGGGCGCAUAUUUUGGACGAAAGAUGGACGAGCAGGAUUAUGGUAG
Paracoccidioides lutzii Pb01 is the source of this 480-nucleotide messenger RNA. RefSeq lists its product as hypothetical. Gene Ontology annotation, biological process: L-leucine biosynthetic process. The transcript has a single exon. The record is from RefSeq and is a predicted model, not a curated record. Gene Ontology annotation, molecular function: 3-isopropylmalate dehydrogenase activity. The coding region runs from base 1 to 480 and encodes 159 amino acids. Gene Ontology annotation, cellular component: cytosol.